Molecule: messenger RNA, 1404 nt
Organism: Daphnia carinata
Lineage: Eukaryota; Metazoa; Arthropoda; Branchiopoda; Diplostraca; Daphniidae
Product: carboxypeptidase B-like
Exons: 13
Coding region: 39-1301 (420 amino acids)
Biological process (GO): proteolysis
Molecular function (GO): zinc ion binding; metallocarboxypeptidase activity
Source: RefSeq, a predicted model, not a curated record
AUACUUUAAGUUCUGAUACAGUUAAGCAAGGAAUCAUCAUGAAGGAGCUAGUGGUUUGGGCGAUUUGUCUGAUUCCAAUUUGUGUGGCCUAUCCAUAUCAUGGCUAUCGUGUCUACGAGGCUGUUGCUAAGAACGUGGUUCAGGCGCAAGCUUUAUCUGACUUAGAGAUGUCGGAAUCGUUUGACUUUUGGAGCCCGGUGCGACUGAACAAACCAACUGACAUCAUGUCUUCUCCAGAACAAAUUCAACAAUUGCUAGACGUUUUCAACAGCAAUUCCAUACAAUAUAGAAUAAAAAUUGAUGACGUUCAACAGUUAAUCGACGCGCAAAACAAUAUUAUGGGUAACGAAAUAGUGAGGAAAUCGUCUUCCCUACGCUACAAUCUUACAUGGGAUAAUUAUUACCGCUACGAUGACAUUCGGGAGUUUGCAUACGCGCUCGGUGCCUCUUACCCGGAACUGGUAACUGUGUCUGUUGCCGGUAAAAGUUACGAAGAUCGAGACUUGAUCUUGAUCAAAAUAUCCAGCGGAGGCUCAGGCAGCAAAAAUGCCAUUUUCGUUGAUGGAGGAAUUCACGCUUGCGAAUGGAUCUCCCCAGCGACCGUAACUUACAUCAUUCGUGAGUUGGUUGAAAAUUACGCUGCUCAUCCGCAAUACGUCGACGAUGUUGAUUGGUUCUUCAUGCCUCUAGUCAAUCCAGAUGGUUACGAAUUCGCCCACACUGACAAUCGGCUGUGGAGAAAGAACCGACGAAUCCACGAUGAGACCAACACAACUUGCAUUGGAACGGAUAUCAACCGCAAUUUUGAUUAUCAUUUUGAUGAGGGAGGAUCAAGCGACAAUACUUGCGCACCGACUUACAAUGGUGGCCAACCUUUCACCGAGCCGGAAUCACGCGCACUACGUGACGCUAUUUUGGCUGAAGCGAAUCGCACCAAAUCCUAUUUGACAGUGCAUUCUUAUGGCCAGCAUUGGCUAACUCCGUGGGGAUGGACUACUGAAUUGCCUGCAGAUUACGACGCAAUGUACGCGCUAGCCUCCGAUGCUGUUGCGGCUUUGACUGCGGUUUAUGGAACCGUGUACGACAUUGGCAGUUCAGCCAAUUUACUCUACGCGAACAGCGGACCGAGUGAUGACUGGGCUAAAGGGGUAGCUGGAAUACCAUAUACUUAUACAAUUGAGUUGCGCGAUCAAGGGCCCGUCUACGGCUUCCUUCUUCCACCCGACCAAAUUAUACCGUCUGGGAUUGAAACUUGGGAGGCAUUCAAAGUAAUUGCUGAAGCCGUGGCCCUGAUGGAAUGAAAAACGCAACGCACAGAUAAAAAGAGAAGAAUUGCUCUUUAGCCUUUUGUUUUGCUAAACCAUAAAGAAUUUGGGACUAAUAUAAAUAAACAUUUAAAAUAAA